AUGGCUGCUGGACAACAAAGCAAGUACCGUUUGACGGAUGUAUUAGGAGGAUUGUCCGACCUAAUUUCGAGAAGAAGGUCUCCAUCUCUUUCUCGCAAAAAACGCAAAGAGCCUCCAGCCAAUGAGUCUCACCGCAAAGGCAGUGCACCGGCAAGCUUGAACCAGAUGUUCGUGCCGAUUGUAGAGUUGGUUGUUGCCUCUGCUGAAUCGCCAGGAAUGUCAAGGCGAACUCCGUCACCCAUGCGACAGCUGGAUGUCACGAAAACACCGGCACCGUCAACAUUGCCACAGGCACUUCGAACUGAGGAUGUUGCCGGUGAGGAUCAAUAUGAUGUUAAAUUAGUAUCUCACUGGUAA
Messenger RNA from Cylicostephanus goldi, 357 nucleotides. NCBI's taxonomy places the organism in Eukaryota, Metazoa, Nematoda, Chromadorea, Rhabditida, Strongylidae. The record is from the annotation of a GenBank genome assembly.